Molecule: messenger RNA, 708 nt
Organism: Phytophthora sojae
Lineage: Eukaryota; Oomycota; Peronosporomycetes; Peronosporales; Peronosporaceae
Exons: 1
Coding region: 1-708 (235 amino acids)
Source: RefSeq, a predicted model, not a curated record
AUGGCACUACAGCAGCACAAUGAGUUUGAAUACACCUACAAAACAUGGUACACCUCCAAAAAUGUCACUGGGACUGAGUUCAAAUGUCGCUCGCAUGCUAUGUGCCCCAGCCGCCUCAAAAUUGUUGAGCGGAAACUUGGAGCUAACUUAGUUCGAUACGAGUUGUUGCAGAAGGGUGAGCACGGUGAUGCUUCUGGCUCGCGCACGCGGCAUGGUAUUGCAGCUGUUCACAAGUCUGAAAUUGACUCACUAUUGGAGUUAGGUAUGGGAGCAGGUCGAGUACGCAAUAUGUUGUUGCACAAAUAUCGACGCGAUCCUGACCUUUUGAAUUUGGUGCCUGAGGUUCGUAAGAUCGAGAAUAGAAAAGCGACUAUCAAGAAAAAUAUGGAGGAAGGCUGGGAUAUUGACGACUUCAACACAAUUGACAUCUGGGCACACUCGCGAUUGUGUCAAACCCGUGAAGUUUUCGACUCUGCCGACGAGUCAGACUUCGCAAAGAUGAACGAGUUGCUCGUGCUCGAGCGCUUCCAGCACAAUUUUGACGACAACGGAAAAACGAAAGCUUCGCUCGGCUUAAUCAUGACCUCGCGAGCGCUAUUUCGUAACGUGGCAAAAGCGACAACCUCUCAGAGAGGCAGUCUUGCGAUGUCGACGGACGGCACAUACCGAAUUCCAUUGUGGCAACUGGACGUUGGUGGAUUGCGGUAG